Zalophus californianus (California sea lion) is the source of this 1729-nucleotide messenger RNA. It is a transcript of the gene BRF2, whose product is annotated as BRF2 RNA polymerase III transcription initiation factor subunit. Gene Ontology annotation, cellular component: transcription preinitiation complex; nucleus. The transcript has 4 exons. Gene Ontology annotation, molecular function: TBP-class protein binding; RNA polymerase II general transcription initiation factor activity. The record is from RefSeq and is a predicted model, not a curated record. Gene Ontology annotation, biological process: transcription preinitiation complex assembly; transcription initiation at RNA polymerase II promoter. Bases 145 to 1407 code for a protein of 420 amino acids. Lineage: Eukaryota; Metazoa; Chordata; Mammalia; Carnivora; Otariidae.
UACCUACGUAUACCGCGAUUGCUCUGGCCGGAAGAGAAAGGUGCAGCGCUUAGAAGGCUCCCCUCCUAGUUCCUGCUUCUCCACUAUUGCUGUCGCGGACGUAGGAGUACAGACCUGAAAGCUUACGCGGCCCUGGGUUGUGAGAUGCCGGGCGGCGGCCACUGCCCCGACUGCGGGUCCACCGAGCUCGUGGAAGACUCGCACUAUUCGCAGAGCCAGCUGGUGUGCUCAGACUGUGGCUGCGUGGUCACCGAGGGGGUCCUUACUACCACCUUCAGCGACGAAGGCAACCUCCGAGAAGUAACCUAUUCCCGAAGCACAGGGGAAAACGAACAAGUUAGUCGCAGCCAGCAACGAGGUCUCCGCCGAGUGAGAGACCUCUGCCGAGUCCUGCAGUUGCCAUCGACAUUUGAGGACACAGCAGUUGCCUACUACCAGCAGGCCUACCGGCACUCUGGAAUCCGUGCUGCCAGGCUGCAGAAGAAGGAGGUGUUAGUUGGGUGCUGUGUCUUAAUCACCUGCCGGCAGCAUAACUGGCCCCUCACCAUGGGAACCAUCUGCACCCUGUUGUAUGCAGAUCUGGAUGUGUUUUCUGGCACCUACAUGCAGAUAGUGAAGCUCCUGGGGCUGGAUGUGCCAUCUCUGUGCUUGGCAGACCUGGUGAAGACUUACUGCAGCAGCUUCAGACUGUUCCAAGCUUCCCCAUCCGUGCCAGCCAAAUACGUGGAAGACAAAGAGAAGAUGCUGUCGCGCACACUGCAGUUGGUGGAGCUGGCGGACGAGACGUGGCUGGUGACCGGGCGGCAUCCCUUGCCUGUCAUCACUGCUGCUACCUUCCUGGCUUGGCAGUCGCUGCAGCCUUCAGAGCGUCUGACGUGCUCCCUUGCCCGAUUUUGUAAGUUGGCAAAUGUGGACCUGCCCUGCCCUGCUUCCUCCCGCCUGCAGGAGCUGCUGGCUGUGCUGCUGCGGAUGGCUGAGCAGCUGGCCUGGCUGCAGGUGCUGAGGCUCGACAAACGGUCUGUGGUGAAGCACAUCGGCGACCUCCUGCAGCACCGCCACACGUUGGUCCGCAAGGCCUUUCGAGACGGACCGGCAGAGUCGGACGCUGGGGAGGAGGAGCAGCAGGGACGGGGCCAGGGGCCAGGGCAGGGAAAGGAGGUGGCGAGUAGUUCCUUAGGUCCGCCCGAGGGCAAGCGGCCAGCCAGUCCUGCCCUUCUCCUCCCACCUUGCAUGCUGAAGCCCCCAAAGCGGGUCUGUCCCCCACCCCCUAUCUCCACGGCCACUGGAGAUGAGGAUAUUUCUGACAGUGAGAUAGAGCAGUAUUUGCGUACCCCUCAGGAAGUGAGGGACUUUCAGAAAGCUCAAGCUGCAAGACAGGCUGCCACGGGGGUUUCUAACCCUCCCUGAGGUGCAUCCGAGAGAGCACUCCCACCAUUCGGACAGCAGCUUGAUCAUAGGCCUGUCCUAUCUGGAGAAAUAAGUGUAUGUGAGUCCUGAGGCAGGCUUUGUUUGUUUGUUUGUUUUCCUCGUUUAAAGGAACCAAGGGACUCUGCAGUUAAUUGGACCCUGGGUCCUGGAAUAGAAGUCAGGAGCAAUGCAGGCACAACUGGGUUGGAGAGAAUCCCAUCCCUGAGAGGGAUGGUCCCAGAGAGGAAGGUGCACACAUUCAUGUUAUGAGGGAUGGCUUUCCUCCUACCCUGGCUGGAGAAUGUCAGGCUUUCUCCUGGUU